Stegastes partitus (bicolor damselfish) is the source of this 1743-nucleotide messenger RNA. It is a transcript of the gene slc1a7a, whose product is annotated as solute carrier family 1 member 7a. NCBI's taxonomy places the organism in Eukaryota, Metazoa, Chordata, Actinopteri, Pomacentridae. The record is from RefSeq and is a predicted model, not a curated record. The transcript is spliced from 11 exons. Gene Ontology annotation, molecular function: neutral L-amino acid transmembrane transporter activity; glutamate:sodium symporter activity; L-glutamate transmembrane transporter activity. Gene Ontology annotation, biological process: L-glutamate transmembrane transport. The coding region runs from base 1 to 1743 and encodes 580 amino acids. Gene Ontology annotation, cellular component: plasma membrane.
AUGGCGGUGGCUCUGGACGAAGUGUGGGGGCGGGUGAAGAACGUCUGCAAGCAGAACGGGCUGCUCAUCCUGUCGGUGCUGGCCGUGGUCAUCGGCUGCCUGCUGGGCUUCUUCCUCAGAGGCAAGCAGCUUUCCGAGCAGGAGGUGAAGUACUUCCAGUUCCCCGGAGAGCUGCUGAUGAGGAUGCUGAAAAUGUUGAUUCUGCCCCUCGUCGUCUCCAGUUUGAUGUCCGGUCUCGCCGCCCUGGACGCCAAGUGCUCCAGCCGUUUGGGCAUCAUGACCAUCUCCUACUACCUCUGGACCACCUUCGUCGCCGUGGUAGUGGGCAUCGUCAUGGUGUACAUCAUCCACCCGGGCGGAGCCGCUCAGAAGGAGGACUCUGAGGACAGCAAGAAGCCGAUGACCAGCUCUGCUGACGCCCUGCUGGACCUCAUUCGCAAUAUGUUUCCAGCCAACCUGGUCCAAGCUACGUUUCAACAGUACCGAACCCAAAGAGUCCCAGAACUCAUCCCCAAGCCAACGGUGGCCCAGCUCCUGGAUGAGACCACCACGCGCAGGGUCUACAUCUACGGCAUCCAGGAUGACAACGGCACCGACGUCCAGAACUUUUCCCUGGAUCUCACGCCGCCGCCCGACGUCAUCAUGAAAACAUCACCCGGCACCAGCGAAGGCAUGAACGUGCUGGGGAUCGUCAUUUUCUCGGCGACCAUGGGAAUAAUGUUGGGCAGAAUGGGACCCAACGGAAGUGCUUUGGUCAACUUCUGCCAGAGUUUGAACGAGGCAGUUCUGAAGAUUGUUGCCAUUGUCAUUUGGUAUUUUCCCUUUGGGAUUGUGUUCCUGGUUGCCGGAAAGAUCUUAGAAAUGGACGACCCCUCAGCCAUGGGAAAGAAGCUGGGCUUUUACGCCAUCACUGUGGUCAUGGGCUUGGUGCUGCAUGGUCUAUUCAUCCUCCCUGCUAUGUACUUCUUCAUCACUAAGAAGAGCCCCAUAGUUUACAUCAGAGGCAUUCUGCAGGCCCUGCUCAUCUCCUUGGCCACCUCCUCCAGCUCCGCCACUCUGCCUAUCACCUUUAAGUGCCUCCUCGAGAACAAUCACAUCGACAGACGCAUCAUCCGCUUCGUGCUUCCCGUCGGGGCAACCAUCAACAUGGACGGCACGGCGCUCUACGAGGCCGUGGCCGCCAUUUUCAUCGCCCAAGUGAACAACUACGAGCUCGAUUUUGGGCAGAUCAUCACCAUAAGCAUCACCGCCACGGCCGCCAGCAUCGGUGCAGCCGGGAUCCCUCAGGCCGGCCUCGUUACCAUGGUGAUUGUGCUGACCUCCGUGGGUUUGCCCACUGAUGACAUCACCCUCAUCAUCGCCGUUGAUUGGGCUUUGGAUCGAUUCAGGACCAUGGUGAAUGUGAUGGGCGACGCUCUGGCCACCGGCAUCAUGGCUCAUAUCUGCAGAAAAGAUUUUGUCAAAGAAGGAGAGCAGGUGCCUCUGAUAUGCGAGACCAAACCCAUGAUCAGCAUCCAGCAGAUGAUGACCUACCAGAACCAGAAGAACGGCUGCUACCAGCCGCCCCCGCCGGGCAGCAAACAGGACCACCUCUCCCCGGACGUGGCCCGCCUGAUCCAGCUGGAGGAGGGCAUCCGGCCGAUAGAGAAGAAGAAGCACGCCCACUCGUCUCACCACAAGAGAGAGCACAGGGACAAGGACCACUGUUCCAUUGACAUGAACGGCCUGGAGACUAACGUAUAG